Messenger RNA from Aspergillus calidoustus, 363 nucleotides. The record is from the annotation of a GenBank genome assembly. NCBI's taxonomy places the organism in Eukaryota, Fungi, Ascomycota, Eurotiomycetes, Eurotiales, Aspergillaceae.
AUGGCUCUCUUCGGUUCCUCCUCCAGCGCGGCCCCCGCCACCUCCUCCCCGGAACAGCAAGAGAUCAAAACCGCCAUCGUCAAGCAGCUCCAAGCCGAAGCUGCCAUGGCCAAUGCCCGGCAACUUAUCGGCAAAGUCAACGAACACUGCUUCGACCACUGCGUGCCCUCGCCCGGCUCGACCAUGACCCCCGGAGAGUCAAGCUGCCUGUCCUCGUGCAUGGAGAAGUACAUCUCGCUCUGGAACGUCACCAGCAAAGCAUAUCUCAGCCGUGCCUCGGCCGAAAGGAAGAACAACGGCAUUGACACAAUUGCGAUGAACUCAUUGGCUACUGGUGGACCGGCGCCCCAGUCAAGUCUGUAA